Messenger RNA from Helianthus annuus (common sunflower), 693 nucleotides. RefSeq lists its product as uncharacterized. The transcript has 3 exons. Lineage: Eukaryota; Viridiplantae; Streptophyta; Magnoliopsida; Asterales; Asteraceae. The coding region runs from base 204 to 536 and encodes 110 amino acids. The record is from RefSeq and is a predicted model, not a curated record.
GCAAAAACUGGUUUGGAUCGGUUUUAUUCAGAAACAAAUUACAACUUGAGCAGUUCAACCUCCUGUUCAAAAUCCAACACUCUGCUGCAAACCAAAUCACAGUAGACUCAACUUUCUGGGAUCGGAAAACUCGAUUCGCUCCAAAUCUUCACAAACAAAAAAACCCAAUUUCCAAAUUUAUAAACCCAAAUUCCUAAUCAAGAAUGGAGGGAAAACAGAGAGAAGAAGUGUCAUCAGCAACAGCAGUGUUUCUUGGAGCACUAGCCCAUGGUGUUAAUGGUCCCACUUGGAAUGCAUUGAAAGGGGCCUUCUUGAUGUUGGGUGUUUGUCUUUGUGUUAUGUUGGGCUUGGCUUUCUCCUCUAGUGAUUUUACAUUGGUGCUUCAUGUUACUUUUCUUGUUUUCAUCACUGGCACUCUCUUCUUCCUUCUCAGCAGCUUUCUUGCUCAGACCGGGUUGGUUUCAGUUGAACAUCAAAUGCAGGAGAUAGGAUUAGUACCCAAUCAAGCAGAGUCAACGAAGGAAAAGAGCAUAUAAAGAAACGCCCUUAAACCCUUCAUUGUUAUCAGUUUGAGAACCCUAGUGAUGUUAGAAAAGUUAUUGUUUUGAUUAUUUUUUUAAUAUGUACUGGUGUGACUCUGUAAUACAUUUCUAUACCAAUGUGUCAAAUAAUUCGAUUUGUUUUGAAAGCCCA